UACAGUGAUUGUGUUUAGUGUAGUUGUGGCUCUUGUGAUUGGAACUCCAGUACCAUCAAACAUACACAAGUGCACCGAGUGCUCACAACACGCUCGAUCACUGCUCACCAACCUCUCACAUGUCAUUGACAAGGGACUGAUGAAGAAUGAUCCUUUGUUUGCUGGGUUUAACUGUACUGAACUGGCAAUACAAAUGAAUCCCUUCACUCAGACAGGAGUUGUUUGUCAGCCCAUCACAUCUCCUAACGUGUCAUGUGUCAACCAAAGAAACUCGACAUUUAGUGAGACUGAGUGUCUGAGGAACAUCCGAGAUGAUCUGUGUUAUUAUAAUGACUUACUGAACUCUUAUAUGAAGGAUGUCCAGCAGGCCAAGAAUGAUUUGAAUCCUGUUGUGAACACUACAAAAGACCUCAUGACUUGUUUGCAACAAAGCUGUCCAACGCUGCCCAAGUGGACCGUUUGGCGUGGCUCGUCCUUUGAUGACCGUGUGUCCCUGUGCAAAACACUGAAGGGCUUCCACGUUCGGGCCAUCACUAUCAACAGAGCUCUGAGCUACGUCGCCUCUGGAGACCACAGGAAGUGAUUAAUUUACUGUCUACCACUGACACACACCAAUCGCAUCACAUGACUGUAGAGGAUUUAACACAUCAAACUAAAGAUGACAGAAACACCAGCAAAGAAUAUAUAAGCUACAUGUUAUGAGGCUAUUGAGUUGGAAUAUUUAUAUAUGAUGUAUGUUAAUUAUUUAAUCUAUUUAUCUAAGUAUUUAUUUGCAUGUAUGAG
Paramisgurnus dabryanus is the source of this 783-nucleotide messenger RNA. It is a transcript of the gene il12a, whose product is annotated as interleukin 12a. Lineage: Eukaryota; Metazoa; Chordata; Actinopteri; Cypriniformes; Cobitidae. Gene Ontology annotation, biological process: immune response. The record is from RefSeq and is a predicted model, not a curated record. Gene Ontology annotation, cellular component: extracellular region. Gene Ontology annotation, molecular function: growth factor activity; interleukin-12 receptor binding.